AUUCUCGCCAUGUCGGAAACCUCCGAUUCUGAAAUCCGGCUUGUCCAAACUGCGUCCGACUCAAGCCGUCUCCUCCGCUCCCGUUGGACUUCAACCGAACUCGAUUUCGGCCUCUCGGCAUUUGACGGUCUCGACUCCUUGCCUUCGAGAUUCCCCAAGUCCGUCGACUUCCAUCUCUCAAUCGCAGAUAAACACGGCUUCAAACGGUUCAUUUACGUUGCGAUAAUUCUCGUUUUCGUCGUCGUCGCGUCGAUUCUCCUGCUGCAUUUCUUGAAUCAUAAGCAGCAGAAUGGUGCAGCCUCUAAGGAUCUUACAUUGGCUUUGCGACAAGCUCUGCUCUUCUUUGAUGCACAAAAGUCCGGAGAUCUCCCGGAGAAUUUUCCGAUCCGGUUUCGCGGGGAUUCGGGACUGGACGACGGGAAAGACGGGGACAUGAAUGCCGAUCUUGUCGGAGGAUUUUACGACUCGGGGAACAACAUUAAGUUCAGCUUCACGACAGCUUAUACGGUAACGCUUCUGAGCUGGACAGUCGUCGAAUAUCACCGGAAGUACGAGGAUGUCGGUGAGCUCGACCACGUUAAGGAUGUCAUAAAAUGGGGGAGCGAUUACUUGCUCAAGCUUUUCGUUCCUCCUUCGAAUCCGGCCUCGGAUUCGUCGGUGAUUUUGUACUCUCAGGUUGGCGACGGAAAUAGGAGCGAUCGCGAAAACGACGCGACAUGUUGGCAAAGACCGGAGGACAUGAAGUAUCCGAGGCCGGUUUCGGUGUGCGACGAAACUGCGGCAGAUUUGGCCGGGGAAAUCGUCGCCGCAAUGUCGGCGGCUUCGUUAGUUUUCGCGGGAGACAAAACCUAUGCUCGUCGAUUGAUCGACGCCGCUGAGGCGUUCUUCGGUUUGGUAAUUAGCCCCGACAAAAAGCUCGGAAAGUACACCGAAAACGAAGCCUGUGGAGGCAGAGCUCGCGCUUAUUACAACUCGACUGGUUAUAUCGACGAAUUGGUUUGGGGAGCGACGUGGCUGUUCUUUGCGACGGGGAAAACCGAUUAUCUUAAAUACGCCACAGAUAACUUUGUUUUCGCCGAGGAAGAGGAGCUGCCGUCGGAAGAAGGGAUAUUCUAUUGGAACAACAAACUUACGGCGAACGCACUUCUGAUGACGAGGAUCCGAUACUUCAUCGAUCUCGGGUAUCCGUACGAGGAUGCUUUGUCGACGAACAGGACUGACUUGCUCGUGUGCUCGUAUCUUUCGUUGAAUCGAAAGCGCGGAGCGACCAACGGUGGAUUGAUUGUCCUGACUCCGGACGGCGGCGGCGCGCCGCUGCAGUAUGCAGCCACGGCUGCAUUCCUUAGCAAAUUGUACGGAGACUAUAUUCAGCUCUUGAAGAGGACAAGUGGUAGUUGUGGAGGUUCUGUGUUUUCUGUCCAAAUGUUGCAAGACUUCUCCCUCUCGCAGGUGAACUACAUUCUCGGAGACAAUCCUAAGAAGAUGAGUUAUUUAGUCGGAUACGGCGACCGUUAUCCGGGCUUCGCGCACCAUCGGGGUGCAUCAAUACCGUGGGACGAAAAAAAGCGCUCGUGCUCAGAAGGUGGUCAAUACUUAAAUUCAAAAUAUAAAAAUCCGAAUGAUUUGGUGGGAGCAAUGGUGGGAGGGCCAGACAAAAAUGAUGUGUUCUUAGAUGAUCGGAACCGGCCAUGGUUCACACAGCCGAGCAUCUCGAGCAACGCCGGCUUGGUCUCGGCGCUCGUCGCGCUCCACGAUCCGCCGGCGGCGAAAAACUCAUCGGAUUCGGAUGACGGUGCUACAUUAGGGAUAGAUAAAAUGGGAUUGUACCAAAAUGUGCACUUGAGGUGAUAAUAUUAGUCUUCUUGUAAUUUUAUCUUUUUCAAAACUAAUUAUUUCAUUGUGAUCGAAUAGAAUAUAGUGACAAUCUUAUUGUCACUAUUAUAUA
Messenger RNA from Andrographis paniculata, 1945 nucleotides. RefSeq names its product endoglucanase 25-like. Gene Ontology annotation, molecular function: hydrolase activity, hydrolyzing O-glycosyl compounds. Bases 10 to 1848 code for a protein of 612 amino acids. Lineage: Eukaryota; Viridiplantae; Streptophyta; Magnoliopsida; Lamiales; Acanthaceae. The transcript is spliced from 6 exons. Gene Ontology annotation, biological process: carbohydrate metabolic process. The record is from RefSeq and is a predicted model, not a curated record.